Molecule: messenger RNA, 1139 nt
Organism: Asparagus officinalis (garden asparagus)
Lineage: Eukaryota; Viridiplantae; Streptophyta; Magnoliopsida; Asparagales; Asparagaceae
Product: protein REVERSION-TO-ETHYLENE SENSITIVITY1
Exons: 3
Coding region: 255-986 (243 amino acids)
Biological process (GO): response to ethylene; regulation of ethylene-activated signaling pathway
Cellular component (GO): Golgi apparatus; endoplasmic reticulum
Source: RefSeq, a predicted model, not a curated record
CGUGCGUGGAUUCAGGUUCAUUGAUUCACAGGUUCAUGCACCUUCUUCUCUCUCCCUGCGCCCCUCCCUCUCUCCAAUUAAAACCCAACACCUCGGAAAAAGAUAUUUGAACCCCACUCUCCCUUGUCCCAAAUCUUUCUACGCCCAUCUCUGAGUCUUGGGUCCUCCGCAAGAUUUGAUCUUGAUUGGUGCUCUGAAGCUGGCCAUGGAUUGAUAGAUUGAGGUUCUCGUGAUAUUCAACAAUUCAAAUCAAAAUGUCUCCAAGACACGUCUCUAUGGUGGAGCGUAGGACUUCUGUUGAUGUGGUAGAAGAAUGUUCUGAUGAAAGAGUACAUGACAGAUUGUGGCCACUUGAUGAUAUUGAUCCAAAGAACGCAAAAUUUCCUUGCUGCAUAGUUUGGACACCACUUCCUAUUGUUUCUUGGCUAGCUCCUUAUAUUGGCCAUUUAGGAAUAUGCCGAGAGGACGGAGCAGUCCUAGAUUUUGCGGGUUCAAAUUUUGUGGGUGUAGAUAAUUUUUCUUACGGAGCUGUUGCCAGAUAUCUUCAACUAGAUCGAGAACAGUGCUGUUUUCCUCCAAAUCUAUCAGAACACACAUGCGAGCAAUCAUAUAAGCACAUGGAACAAGGCACUUCAAUCUCAUGGGACGACGCGCUGAACUCAAGCACACAGCAUUUCCAGCACAAAUACUACAACCUCUUCACCUGCAACUGCCACUCAUUCGUCGCCAACUGCCUGAACCGCCUUGCCUACAACGCCUCUGUGAGGUGGAAUAUAAUAAAUUUAGUUGGACUUGUAAUUUUGAAAGGAAAAUGGGUAAAUGGCAUGGCAGUUGUAAGAUCGUUCUUCCCUUUUGUUGUCGUGAUGUUUGUUGGAGUUUUGAUGGCUGGGUGGUCUUUCCUCAUCGGGCUAGCUUCGUUCUCUUUUCUGCUUAUUGGUUGGUUUGUAUUUGGCACAUAUUGUAUGAAGCAACUGAUAGACUGUUAGCUUGGUGUCAUCAGCCUCGAGAUUUCUGUAUGUUUGAUGGAAGUUAGGCUUUUUGGAUAGUGCAACAAAUGUCGACUCCUGAAAUCUGUCAUUGGCUUCUACAUGUUUAUAUCCUGAUCAGUCUUCUUGUGGCUAUUGUGAGACAUUAUUCUA